Messenger RNA from Chelmon rostratus (copperband butterflyfish), 5814 nucleotides. Its product is annotated as multiple PDZ domain protein. The coding region runs from base 1 to 5814 and encodes 1937 amino acids. The transcript has 43 exons. The record is from RefSeq and is a predicted model, not a curated record. NCBI's taxonomy places the organism in Eukaryota, Metazoa, Chordata, Actinopteri, Chaetodontiformes, Chaetodontidae. Gene Ontology annotation, molecular function: protein binding.
AUGGAGAUCAUGGAUACGCAGCGUGCCUUGGAGGCUGUGGAGAGACUGCAAGCCAAACUGAAGGAGAGAGGCGAGGCCCCCACGCAGGAGAAGCUCUCCCUGCUGAAGACUGUCCUGCAGAGCCCCCUGUUCCAUCACAUACUCAGCUUACAGCAAGCUCAGCGGAAACCCCCAGCGAAGUCCCACCAGGCGAAGGGUAUUUCCAAAUCUGUGUCUAUGAACUGUGGCCCCUGCCAGGGCAUGGCACGGGGCCUGAGCCACAGUGACUCCUACACGUGGGCCAUGGAGAACCGAAGGCCCAGCACCGCCAGAUCCGUCCACAGGGACAGCAGCAUCUCCUCUCUGGGCUCGCAGGAUCUGUCCUUCUCCGACAUCUACCCAGAAAACUGCAUUCACACCGAAUCACAGUACUGCACUCCCCCUCGAAUCUCCCGCACCAUGUCGAUGGGGAGGCACCUGUCUGCUAUUGCUCAUGAGAAGCGUCACGUGGAGAUGAUAGAGCUGACCAAUGAUGGCAAAGGGCUUGGUUUCGGCAUCAUAGGAGGCCGGAGCACCGGAGUCAUGGUCAAGACCAUCCUACCUGGCGGAGCUGCCGGACAGGAUAAGCGUCUGCGGAGCGGAGAUCAAAUCCUGCGUAUUGGGGACACGGACCUGGCGGGCAUGAACAGCGAGCAGGUGGCACAGGUGCUGCGAAAUGCUGGUAGCAAGGUGAAACUGCUCAUCGCCAGGGAUAUUCCCAAGGACAACCACCUUUCCUCUCCUGUCCUCAGCCAGGACAGCUCGGACGACAAGCUCAGUGACUUGAAUGAUGACUGUGAGUUCAGUGUGCAGUUCACUAAAAACAGUCGUGGCCUGGGAUUCACCAUUUCUAGCUACAUAGGUGACCUAAACUCAGUGUACAGUGCUGGUGUGACAGUGAAGAGCAUAGUGAAAGGCAGCACUGUUGAUCAAGAUGGACGCAUCCACAUCGGAGACAUCAUCCUGUCUGUGGAUGGAGUGAGCCUGCAGGGCUGCAGCGAGCAGCGUGCCAUGGAGGUGCUGAGGAGGACAGGUCCCCUGGUCAGACUCAAGUUGCUGAGGAAGGCUGUUCGCCUGAGUCACAUCCUGCCCCCAGUUCCUCCCCUGCAGCCCCUCCGACACUCCCACAGCUUCCACGAGGGCAAUCCCUACAGAGUGGGCCUCAACAAGAUUCAGGAGACAGGAAUCAGCUCGCUGCGUGAAAUCUCCCGGCGCGCAGCAUACGCCAACAGACGACCCCGACACGAUUCCAGAAACGGCGUGAAACUGACGCCGGCUGAGGAGGAAGACCUGAGGAAGAGGUGGCAGCUCGCAGUCGGACCGCGAUAUGAAGUUAUUGUGUGUCAUCUGGAGCGUUUUGGUGAGACAAGCGGUCUUGGCAUCAGCCUGGAGGCUCGGGCAGGACACCACUACCUGUGCUCUGUCUUACCCGAGGGGCCCGUCGGCCAAAGCGGCAAGAUCUUCACCGGAGACCAGAUACUGGAGGUGAACGGGAUUCCUCUCAUUGGAGAGACACAUAAGGAGGUGGUCAAUAUACUGAAGGAGCUGCCCAUGCGGGUUUGCCUGGUGUGCUCUCGCAUUGUGCCGCCUGUAAUUCCCGACAGUGACGAGGAAGAUGAAGAUGAUGUCCGUCUCACCCUGAAAGAGCUGCUGGCUGAGUUCAACGACAAGUUGGACCAGGGCUGCGUCAUUCCCUGCCCUACAGCCGAGGACAUCACCAAACGUGGCGUGCCCCCCAUGUCACCUCCUCUGGCCAUGUGGGAGAGAGAGCCUCAGGUGGUCGAGCUGGAGAAAGGCGAGUCGGGACUGGGCUUCAGUAUCCUGGACUACCAGGAUCCGGAAGACGCCACUAAAACGGUUCUGGUCAUCCGGUCCCUGGUGCCUGGAGGUGUAGCAGAUCGAGACGGUCGCCUGCUACCCGGUGACCGACUCAUGUUCGUGAAUGAGAGUGACUUGGAAGGCUCCAGCUUGGAUUACGCCGUACACGUCCUGAAGUCCACCGGCUACGGCCCGGUCCGCAUUGGAGUUGCCAAACCACUGCCGCUGGAACUGUGUGGCGGCUUAACACCCAUCUCAGAGAGGAGCACGCGGGCUUCCUGCGAUGACACUGACAGCCACACUCAGGUCAGCCUGCUAGCUGAGGCAGAGGAGGCUAACACCAAUACCAACACCAACACCAACAACUCUGAGGACAACAGCAUCAUCCAGCAGCGCUACACUACAACGGAAAACCAGCUGCGUUAUCGUUUCAGCAUCAUGGAAGAGGACAACAGGCAGCAUGCGCCGCCUCUGCCCCCCCGCACCAGCUUUGAGAGGACAAUCACUGUUGUCCGGGGCAACCGUAGCCUUGGGAUGUCGGUGAGUGCUAUCAAGGACGGCUCAGGCAUGCUGGUGCGCAGUGUGGUCCAGGGGGGCUCUGUUAGCCAGGAUGGCAGGCUGGGGGUUGGGGACGCCAUCUUGGCCAUCAACGGAGAGCCUACCUCCAACCUGACCAACGCCAGGGCCAGAGCCAUGCUCCGCAGACACUCUGUCAUAGGGCCAGAGAUGAGCAUAACCUAUGUCCCAGCCCACCAGGUGGAUGACCACCGCACCCGCCUGUGCUUACCCCCUCUGGCGUCCAUCGCGGCGGACAGCAGCUCUUCCUCGCCCACCCCACCAAACCCUUCUCCGGAGCCCACCUCGGCCCCGGCGAGAUCCUCCUGUCCAGUCAGCGCCGCCGCUCCAACUCCGGCUUCAUCCGCCCUCAAACACUCCACCUCGGUCAAAUUUAAAGCCACAGCUCCAGAUCCAGCUGUUGUCAGAGCCUCUGCUUCAUUUAAAGCUCCAUUCAAAGGCCCCACCAUCACCCCAGCCCCGGACUCAAGUUGGCAGAUUCCAAAAUCUCUACCUCACAAGAAGAAGGAGGAAGGAGGAGAAAAUGGAGAGUUUGUGGAGGAGAAGAAGGACAAGAGCAGCACAGAUGGGAAAAUACCAAAGCUGGAGGUGGAGAUGAAGGUUUAUGGUAAAGAGGAGGGAGAAGAGGAGCUUCACUCUCAGAGCACAGUGGCUUGGGAUCAACCCAGAAGAGUGCAGCUGACUCGAGGACCGGGCCAAUCCCUGGGCAUCAGCAUAAUGGGAGGCAGAGGCAUGGGCCGGAGACUGAGCAGUGGAGAGAUGAUGAGGGGAGUCUUCAUCAAGCACAUCAGCCCCGACAGCCCGGCAGCACAUAAUGGCACCCUCUGGACUGGAGACAGGAUACUAGAGGUGUCUGGUGUGGACCUAAGAGAUGCCAGCCAUGAGCAGGCGGUGGAGGCCAUCCGCAGGGCCGGAGACACUGUGGACUUCUUGGUCCAGUCCGGAAUGCAGCGAUCUCAGUCCCCUAUGCUCACCAACCACGAGAGGCUAACUCCGACGCCGCAGUCCAACUCGCACAGCGGCAAGGAAGCAGAGACUCUCAGUGGUCUGUUCCUUAGUCUCUCCCCUUCAAACCCCUUCACUCCCACCCCCUUUAAGGUACCUUCGCCGACAUCACAUAGAAAGACUCAGAGAAGCCCCAUAACUGCAACAACACCAAUCACAGCAGCAGCUGAAGGCGAGGAUGACACUGGCAGGAAAAAGAUGCUGCAGCGUUAUGGCAGCCUGUCUGGGAAGCUCCAUAUGAUUGAGCUGGAGAGGGAUCCUGCAGCUCAGGGCCUAGGCAUCAGCCUUGUAGGGAAUAAAGACGGUUCCCGGGCACGUAUGAGUGUCUAUGUGGCGGAUAUAGACCCUCGGGGACCUGCUGGUUUAGACGGGCGGAUAUGGGUUGGAGACGAGCUACUGGAGAUCAACGGUCAGAUCUUGUACGGCCGCAGCCACCAAAACGCCUCCACCAUCAUCAAUAACGCUCCGUCUAAAGUGAAGAUCACUCUCAUCAGGAAUAAAGCAGCUCAGGGUCAAAUGACCCAGGGAUCCAGAACAGAGUGUGAGGACACAGUCGACUCCCAGACAGACUCUGCAGAGCAUGGAGGAUUUACCAGAGACAUCCAGCACGUCAUACUACCUCAGGAUCGCGCAGGUCUUGGCCUCUGCCUCGCAGAGGAGGAGUCCAAAGAAGGAGUGGUGGUCAGGUCCCUGAUCCAGCACGGCACUGCCAGUAAGGACGGCAGGGUAAAGGUUGGAGACAGAAUCAUAGCAGUGGGCGAUGAACCUGUGGCGGGACUGUCAGUGGACAAGGUGUCCAGCUUGAUUCUCAAACACCGGGUCACUGUCAAGCUCUCCAUCAGCCGCUCCAAGAGUCUCUCCACCUCUUCUUCUCUGCCUCCCCCGACAUCUCUCUCCUAUCCCCGCUCUCUCUCUCCAGCUUCCUCCCUAACCCUCCCCGCCUCCUCGUCUUCCUCUUCAUCCCCCAACGCCAUGCAGACGUCUCCCAUGGGGCGAUCUGAUUGGCUAGGAUCAGCUCCCGCAACUUCGGACCCCCUGAGCUGUCCAGUUGUGGCUGGCAAGGAAACAAUCAUAGAGAUCUGUAAAGGAAAUGUCGGCCUGGGCCUCAGCAUUGUAGGAGGAUACGACACUCUGCUGGGGGCAGUGAUAAUCCAUGAAGUAAAUGAUGGAGGAGCAGCACAGAGAGAUGGAAGGCUGCAGGCAGGAGACCAGAUAUUAGAGGUGAAUGGCAUAGACUUGCGGCAGGCCACUCAUGAUGAGGCCAUAGGCGUGCUGCGACUCACCACCCAGCGUGUUCUCCUGCGCGUCUUCAGGCACCAGGAGGCCUACAGGGAGGAGGACCUGUGGGACGUCUUCAGCCUGGAGCUGAGGCCUCGUCCUGGAGAGGGACUUGGUUUCACCACUGUGGGAAAGAGUAAUGACACGGGCAUCUUUGUGUCAGAUAUCAUCAGAGGAGGCGUAGCAGAUUCAGAUGGCAGGUUGUUGCUAGGUGACCAGAUUCUGUCAAUCAACGGGGAGGAUGUCCGUGCAGCAUCACAGGAACAUGCACAGAAGCUUCUGCAGCGUUGCAGUGGAGCGUUCCACCUGGAGGUGGCUCGUUUUAAAGCCGGGCUGCAGUACUCACAGCAGAGCCAGGAAUACUUUAAGUUGUGUUUUAUCCAGAGCGAAGACUCCGACUGUUCCACCCUGACCCCCUCGAGUGGAUGUGAUGCUUCCCUCGGCCAGCAGAGGGAGACAGAUAACAAAGCAGGGACUUUCUCAUUUCAAGACCACCCUGUCAUCAGAGAAGUAAUGAUACAGAAGGGCCCUCGUGACUCCCUGGGCAUCGGUGUAGCAGGAGGAGUGGGCAGUCCCCAUGACAACGUACCUCUUUUUAUUGCUACCAUGGAUACCAAUGGACUGGCUGCCAAAACACAGCAAUUACAGACGGGAGACAGGAUCCUCAGCAUCAACGGCGUGUCCAUGGAGGGAAUGACUCACGUCCAAGCUGGAGUCCUGCUGGAGAGCGCCACUGGAGCCAUCAGUCUGCAGGUGGCAGCAGGUUCCAGUAGGUGCAGCACAAAGCACUACAAUGAUGUGCAUGCGGGCCAGCCCAGCAGCCUGCCCCGCUUUCACAACAACCUCCGCACUCGCAUGUAUAAGACCAUCACUCUAGAGAGAGGCUCAUCGGGCCUGGGCUUCAGCAUCGUGGGAGGGUUCGGCAGCCCUCAUGGAGACCUGCCGAUCUACAUCAAAACCGUCUUCAACAAGGGGGCGGCCGUAGAGGACGGCAGGCUGAAGCGUGGAGAUCAGAUCAUCGCCGUGAAUGGACACUGUCUGGAGGGCGUGACUCACGCUGAAGCCGUGGACAUCCUGAAGAAGACCAAGGGAACCGUCGUCCUCACUGUGCUCUCCUGA